AUGGCUUUCGCGGGUCCUCCUCCCCAGAUGUUACCCCCACACAUCCUGAUCCUCAGAAGACCUGGCAUCUAUGAGGAUGAAUAUUAUAGACUGUGGCUGGUCACAAAUUUGGACAUUUGUACUCAUUCACCAUACUGCAACAGGCUCAGAACCUGUAUAUCUGUCCACUUGUGUCAGGUGGUCAGUUUCCCCCACGAGAUUACUUCCACCACUCCCUCAAAUUUGAACUACCUACCCAGGAUGUGGAGAUUAUACUCAAUGGGCACAUAUCGGGGAUCAGACGCCAUGGUCUGGAGAGUAUCGGAACAUUUCCAGGUUGGUAACACAGUGCGACUGAUCCUAAGGAUGGAUUGA
Messenger RNA from Grammomys surdaster, 354 nucleotides. Its product is annotated as protein TCL1B2-like. The record is from RefSeq and is a predicted model, not a curated record. Gene Ontology annotation, molecular function: protein serine/threonine kinase activator activity. NCBI's taxonomy places the organism in Eukaryota, Metazoa, Chordata, Mammalia, Rodentia, Muridae. Gene Ontology annotation, biological process: positive regulation of peptidyl-serine phosphorylation. Bases 1 to 354 code for a protein of 117 amino acids. The transcript is spliced from 3 exons.